AUGUUCACCAUGUUGGGACAUAAGCCACACUCGGUGCAGAAACGCAUGGUAUCAAACCUCUAUUCCAAAUCUUAUUUGCAGAGCUCCAAAGAUCUGCAGGCUAUUUCAGAUUGCUUGUUCUUCGAUCGGUUCCUGCCGAUAAUGCACGAGGUUGAUGAGCACGGUGGGGAGAUGGAUGUGUUGGAUUUCAUGCAGGCUGUGGGCAUGGAUUUCACCUCUGCUUAUCUUUUCGGCUUGUCCAAUGGCACCGAUUUUAUGAAUGACGCCGCAUAUCGGCGUCACUGGCUCGAAGAGUUCAAGACCUUCAAGGUCCGGCUUCCGCAAGAACGUGCAGGUGGGGAGAUCGAAAGGUGGUGCCUCUCAAUGUGUGAAGCUGCGGAGCGCUUCAUGAACUCGGAGAAAGUGAGGGACGGACCACUAGAAACACAGCCUGUGGUCUACGGACGCUUGGCCCAUUCUCUCCGAGAAGCCGCCCAGUCUGACGCCCCCAGCUUGAAACCCACCAUGAUGACCGCGGCUUCGGAAAUGCUGGACCACCUGGUAGCCGGGCACGAAACUUCCGGCAUCGCCCUCACAUACCUCAUGCACGAACUCUCCCAGCGCCCCGACCUGCAGGACCACCUCCGCCGCGAACUCCUCACCCUCAGCCCUCCGCUUCUCAACCCGGCACGUGACGACGGAGCCAACGCAAACGCGGGACGGUGUCUCCCCUCCCCGCGCUCCAUCGACGCCCUUCCCCUCCUCAACAACAUCCUCCAGGAAACCCUCCGUCUCUACGCCCCCGCGCCAGCCCAACAGCCGCGCCUCACCCCUUUCUCUCCCAACGGCACGACCAUCGACGGCUACGGCAAGAUCCCGGGCGGCGUCAGGGUCAGCGCGAACCCGUACUGUCUGCACCGCAACGCGGCCGUGUUCCCGGCGCCGGAGAAGUGGGUCCCGGAGCGGUGGGAUGUGGGGGGUGAGGAGGGGGAGGAGAUGAGGAGGUGGUUCUGGGCUUUUGGCAGUGGGGGAAGGAUGUGUUUGGGGAGUCACUUCGCACUUCAAGAGAUGAAAUUGGUCGUUGCGGCGGUUUAUACGAAUUGGACGACGGAGAUUGUGCAUGGUGGGGGCAUGGAGCAGGCGGAUACGUUCAUUUCGGGUCCUGUGGGGGAGAAGUGCGUGUUGAGGUUUAAACGUGUUUGA
Letharia lupina is the source of this 1182-nucleotide messenger RNA. RefSeq lists its product as uncharacterized. The coding region runs from base 1 to 1182 and encodes 393 amino acids. Lineage: Eukaryota; Fungi; Ascomycota; Lecanoromycetes; Lecanorales; Parmeliaceae. The transcript has 2 exons. The record is from RefSeq and is a predicted model, not a curated record. Gene Ontology annotation, molecular function: iron ion binding; heme binding; oxidoreductase activity, acting on paired donors, with incorporation or reduction of molecular oxygen.